AUGGAACAAUUGAAAAAAGAAUCUAUUUUAAAAACAUAUGAAGCAUUCUUUGAAUGUCCUACAGAAUCAAUAUUUUCAGAUAAUUGCGUUUUAACAUAUGUAACAACGUGUAUAAGUUUUUCUGGGAAUAGAAAUAUUUUAUUGCAACUUACAGAAUAUCAAAAUCAAAUUAAAUCAAAAGAAGAAACAAUUAACUUACAUAUUACAGAAAAAGGCCUUGUUUCUGAAGUAUUUUCAGAAAUACAAUUUGUUAAUGGCCCAGCAUGGCUUGUUCCUGGCCUUGAUGACAAUUUCUUUAUUGAUCGAAAAAUUCAUCUUCCAUUUAUAUAUAUCAUGGAGAUGGAUGAAGAUAAGAAGAUCUCAAAUAUUCGUGUUUUUUGGGAUCAAUCAGUAGUUCUUAAGGAACUCGAAAUAAUUAGUAGUCAUAGACAAACUUGGCCCAUUAAAACAGGGAAGGAACAAUGUUAUUAUAUAAGAAACAAGGGUACCAAUGAUAUUUUAAUAUGUUGUUUAAACUUAUCUUUUAUAGAAAACAAUAGUAAUUUACCGAGUUCUAAAGAAAAUCAGCAAAAUCCCUCAAAAAGAUUAUUAAUUUUCGAAUCUUAUGAAGAGCCUCCUAGAGAAUUCCAUCAAGUUCCUGUUCGACCUCGUUCAUCAGCUAAACCUUCUCUGCGUCCUUAUGAAGACCUUUUUGUUACAAAAGGUACGCCUACUCCUGUCAAGCUUUGUAAAGAGGGCCAGAAAAAUCAUACUGUCAUGUCGAAAAUUGAAGAUAUUAUGUCAGAGGAGUCUAGCUUUCAACAAAAAGAUAAUUUUAUUACAAAAAAAGAUCCAAAAUACACACAUUUCGAGUUUAGUACACCAACCGAAAAAGAACUUGAAGAAGAAAGAAGAGCUAUUUUAGCUAAAGCAAAAAAAGGCGCAGCUUUACGUUGUAUGAUAAAUAAUUGGGAUGAAAAUGAGCAAACGCCUGUUCAUAAACCUAUGCAAAGUAUUUCUAAUCAAACAUUGGAAGAUAUAGAACCAAGUCAGAAAAUGCCUAUUUUAUCAAAUAAUAGAUUUCAGAGAACAGAUCAAACUCAUUUUUCAUUUUCCGAUGAUAGUCCUGUUCAAAAAACAUCUAAUAUAGUACAGAAUAGGAAAUAUACUCUGCAAUAUUCUAUAUUUGAUUAUCAAUCUUCAGAAGAAAUUGAAAAGCAAAGCACAAAUAUUAAAAAAACUGAUACUAUUACUAGAUUAGAACGAGAUAUCACUGCAAAAUGGUCCUUUGGUGAUGAAUAA
Molecule: messenger RNA, 1281 nt
Organism: Pneumocystis jirovecii RU7
Lineage: Eukaryota; Fungi; Ascomycota; Pneumocystomycetes; Pneumocystales; Pneumocystaceae
Exons: 3
Coding region: 1-1281 (426 amino acids)
Source: RefSeq, a predicted model, not a curated record